UAUUUUUUAGCUUUGACUUUUUUGUCAAGGAUUUAAAGGAGCUGUCUCAUCUUGCAGAUCCUCCUCACAACUUUUUCUGCCAAGCCAGUGUAAAUUAGUAUUAACUUCUCAAGAUUUUGGAUCAGAUCUGGAGGCUGAUUAAGAACUUGAACUAAGUUAUGACAGCUCUCAACUUUCUUGUUGAUCUCUAUAUGAAAAUUUAUGUGACAAAAGUAGAAUUUCAAGCUACUAAGAAUGCAUCUCUUUAGAGCUAGAGAAUAAUCAGGCACAGCAUUCCGGUCAAUCAUUCACCUUCCAAACUCAAUUGUCCUGAUGUCUUUGGAAGGCUGAAGAUCCUCUUGAAUUGGGCUUGAUCAAUGCUAAACUAGUCCAAUCUGAACACCUUGGUAAGGAUCAAGGAAGCAAGCUAUAAUUCUUUGAGGCAACCCCCAAUGUUGAUCUCAUUUUUGUUUGUGUUAUUUAUGGCUGAAUAGCAUAAAUGGAGACUAUCAGUUUUCUUGCUAAACUUGUCAAAGACAUUUUUUCUGACCAUCUUCCCAUCAUUUUUGUUGUAGGUAAAAUUAAAGAUGCUACAUGUAGGAAUAUGAAAAUUUAUAUUCUUUUAAGAAUUUGCUGAUCUCUUGUAUUUUGAGUAUUAAUCCUGAAAUUUAUUUUAGAAUUGAAGGCUUUAAGAAGGCACCCAUUUUGUUCAUAUUUAGACAGCAAUAACUUUCUGAAUAGAUUAUAAACCCUGAUCUUAAUGCUAAUACUUUGAAUUUUAUAUUUCAAAAAAACAACCUUUAUUGCUCUAAUAAGAUUUGGAUUUUUUACGAUCCAUAAGAAAAGACAAGCCAUAAUUGCCCUAUUUCAUCAGAUCUCUCUUGGAAAAAUUAUAUAUUGAUUUUAAAUCCUUGAAUUAGCUUAAUAAGCCCUUAAAGAUAGAUUUUCAUUGAAAUCACACCUAUUUCAGUGAUAAAAUAAGAGGUAACAGCUUUCAUCAUCAGUUUUAAACCUUGUCCCCCUUUAUCUCAACAUUAUUCAAGUCCUGCAACUCAGAAUGAGUCUAUUAUUUUUCUUCCUAAAACCCAUAAUCUUUUAAACAAAGAAGACUUUAUGAAAUUCAUGAAAUAUCCCUUAAAGUAUCAGGAAUAUCUCAUGAAUAUUCUUCAAAACAAAUUGAAAGUGAGAGAUGGUCAUCUGCUUUACUAUUUCUUGUAAAACAUUCAGUAAAUGGAUUCAUAAAUGCUCGCAAAUUAAAAAUCGGAAUACUUAUAGCAGCUGAAUUGAGAGAUCAGUCUAUCAUAAAACCAAAAUGUUUAACAUAUACAUUUCUGAAUCUCAAAUUUCACCAAUUAGGUUUCUAUCAAGCCUCUCUGAUUUUGGAAACAUAUAUUUUUCAUAAAGUACAGAAUACUUCUUCUUUAGGGUUGAAUAUAAGAUUUCUGAGAUUCGGUUUGUUGCUUUUGCUCUAAGAUAUGUUUCUCAUGAGCUUUAUGGUCUCUAUCGGACAGGGAUUUACAAAGAAAAACAAGCAUGAAGGCGGUGAGGUUGCUCAUGAACUCCCAAAAUGUGAUACAAGCCUUUAUUUUAGCUUCUUAGCGUUGCUUAUAAUUAAAACAGCUGCUCUCAGAACUUAGUAAAGACCUGCAUCUUGGCUCAGUUGCUCUAAGAGACUUUCUUUGACACCAUUCUGGUUCAUCAUUUCCAGUUCCUUCAUAGUUUCCUCCUUUGGGAGGGGUUUCUCUUCUGAAUGUUGAGGUAAGAUUUU
Molecule: messenger RNA, 1747 nt
Organism: Moneuplotes crassus
Lineage: Eukaryota; Ciliophora; Spirotrichea; Euplotida; Euplotidae
Source: the annotation of a GenBank genome assembly